CAACAUUUCAAGUUUAUGUUGAACCAUAUGACUGUAUUUAGAGAUGUUCCAAGUUGAAGAGCUGUGUUCAUUGGGAAUAUUUGUUCUGUCAUUACUGGUACUUUUCGUAUAUUUUCAUCAAAUUUGCUUCUUUUUGAUAUCGCUAUACACAGCGUAAGUUCAUUUUUCACACUCUGCAUAUGUAGUCGAUGUUUAUUUUAUCCGAAAAGAUCUGUCGUAUUAACUGAUACCCCAGGAGUGUCAGUUGUCAAACCUCUAAUGGGAGUAGAUGAUUGUCUUCACGAAAACCUAAAAAGUCACUUCACUUUGGACUAUCCUCGAUUUGAACUGUUAUUUUGUGUACAAAAUGAAAAUGAUCCAGUAAUUAGUUUAUUACAAUCAUUAUGUGAACAAUAUCCUCAUGUAAAUAGCAGAUUAUUUAUUGGAGGUAGAGACGGAGUAGUGAAUCCAAUGGUACACAAUAUGGUACCUGCUUACGAGGCUGCAAAAUAUAAUCUUGUUUGGGUGAGCACUAGUCGAGUUAAAGCAUCCGCAGAGGUCAUUUGGGAUUUCGUCUAUAAAGCUCAUGAUCCAUCAGUUGCCAUUGUUCAUCAAUUGCCAUUUUUCGCCGAUCAUUCUGGUUUUGUAGCCGCUAUUGAAAAGGUUACAUUUGGGUGUUAUUUGGCUCGUAGUUAUACUGCUUUGAAUCAAUUAGGCGUGACAUGUUUUACCGGUAUGUCGUAUAUUGUCAAAAAAUCAAUGUUGAAUGAAGUUGGUGGAUUAGCCUAUUUUGGGAAGUAUUUGGCAGAAGAUUAUUUUUUGAGUUCUGCAUUGUGUCAGAAAGGUUAUCGGGUAGUAUUGUCAUCUUAUCCAGUUAUUCAAAAUGUUAGUAAUAGUACAUUAGUAAAUUAUAUCAGGCGAAUGGUUCGUUGGCUUCGGCUACGAUUGAAUAUGUUGCCAUUAGUUUCAGGUGUAUUGGAGCCAUUAUGUGAAUCAAUUACACUUGGUUUAUUAUUUGCAUUAACUAUGCAUUAUUUAUUUGAUAUUCAAAUUAUUUAUUUAAUUAUGAUGCAUUUUACACUUUGGAUACUAUUGGAUUAUACAUUAUUACGUUGUAUACAAAAUUCAAAACUUCCAUUUUCAUUUGCGAAAUUUCUACUAGCUUGGAUUAGUCGUGAAUUAUUAGUCUAUGUUGUUUUUAUUAUUGCUCUAUCUAAUCCAUGGCGCAUUAAAUGGGGUAAUUACACUUAUCGUAUUAAUUUUGGUGGAUUAACUCAACGUUUAUCGUCUAAUAGUACAGUUAUCAAUCAUUAUACCAAUGGUGAUUUCAUGAAAAUAAAUACGGACGUUGCAUCUUAUAAUUAUAAACCUGUGUUUUGUGGUACAUCAAUAGAUGUGCAGAAAGUAUUCAAAAGGCGUACGGUUUCAGAAAAUAUUCACAUGCAAGAUACAAACAGAGUUUUAGAUGAAUUUCGUGAUGAAAAUAGGUUUGAUUGUUUAAAUGAUGAAAUUAUCGAUAAUUCUCAGCCGGAAACUCAUUUGUUUUCAUACACAACGAUGGGAGUAUCACCUGUCAUCCAUGAUAAUAGUAAUGGUAAUAGAAACAUUCCUUUCCAAGUUAAUUCUGGUAACGUAAACGAUAUACUAAGCAGUAGCAUUAUUGAUAAUUUCCCUCCCACCAAAUUUAUCAAUAAAGCGGAUGUAAAACUCAACGGAUCCAAUAAUGAAGCAAUUCAGGUUAAUACACAUAUUGAUAAUUAUACUAAUACCCUUGAUAAUAAUAAUGGAAUCAAUAACAAUGGUGUCAGUGGUAACAGUAAUGAGUUAUAGUCACAAAUAGCUAGUUUGUGAAAUAUUUGCUUUACCAAUUACUGAAUCCAUUACUCUUUUAAAUCAAUUGUAAUACUGUCAUAAUAUAAGUUUGUAAUCGAAAAAUUAUAAAAGAGGAAAUUUUUCUAACUGUCUUCAUAUAUUCACGCCCAACAUACGCUAUGUGUUUUGAAAAAUGCUCUUGUUAUUGAUCUAAAGCAUAGGAGCUUUCGUAACUAUAAUUUUCCCCAAUAAUUGUAGAGUUAUCAUACUUUAGUUCAUUUCGAUUGAUAGAUUAAACUCAUUUUUUCACAAAUAAAUAGUUCAUGUUCAAUACUCAAUUUU
Molecule: messenger RNA, 2133 nt
Organism: Schistosoma curassoni
Lineage: Eukaryota; Metazoa; Platyhelminthes; Trematoda; Strigeidida; Schistosomatidae
Source: the annotation of a GenBank genome assembly